AUGCUCUAUUACUAUUACAUAGUUGCCUGCCAAUUAAUCUACAUUAUUCCGAGUCUAUCACUUUAUUUCCUCGAAUUCUUCUAUAUUGUUUUGAGUGGAGAUCAAGAGUUCAAUUCGGCUUUUCAUCGAUUGUUCAUUUUUCGAGGUAACUUUUAAAAAAACUUUGGCUGAAAAAUUCCUGAAAUUUUGCAGCUCCCGCUGAUUUCAUUCAAGUUCUCACAUCUCUCAUCGCUUUUCGAUUUCCGAUUGCUGGCUGGCAGGGCGCGUUAUCCUUCCAGAUUUUGGCCAAACUCGGAUUUAUGAUCUCACAAUAUUCGACACUUUUCGAAUUGUGUUUGCAGUUUUUGUUGUCGUUGAAUCGACUUUCGGCGAUUGCGACACCGCUGUCGCAUGCCAAGGUGAGAAAUUUGAAUUUUGAAGUUUGGCGGUUGUCCGAGUGAACUACACGGGAUUGUUUUUCGGAAGCCACUCCUUGAGGGGUUUUAUGACAAGGAUCAGCGCCUAGAAAUCCUAGUUCCCAAGUAACUGCGUCUAGUGAAUCUGAUUGUCUAGUAGACCUAUCAAGAGAUCCACUCUGACAAGUAGCAACGCCUAGAAAUCGCAUUUGUUAAGUUGCCGCGACUUGAAAAUUAAAUUGUCAAGGAUCAGCGCCUAGAGACCCUAGGUCUCAAGUAGCCUCGCCUAGAAGGCCUAGUUCUCAAGUAGCCACGCCUUAUAAAAUUCACUCUGACAAAGAGCAACGCCUUGAGACCUUUUUUGUCAAGGAUCAGCGUCUAGAGACCCUAGUUCUCAAGUAGCCGCGCCUUGAAGAUUAAAUUAUCAAGGAUCAGCGCCUGAAGAACCUAAUUGCCUAGGUCCCGCAUCUAGGAAAGCAAUGUGGCAAGGUUCCGCGCCUUGAGAAUCACUGAGGCUAGGUACGGCGCCUUGGGGGCUUAUAUGUCAAGAAGCCGCGCCUACAAGACCUUAGUUAUCAAGUAGACGCGUCUAUAUAGACGUGUCUAGAAAUUUAAAUUGUCAAGGAUCAGCGUCUUGAAGUCUCAUUUGUCAAGUAGCCGCGCCUGAAGAACCUAAUUCCCUAGGUCCCGCAUUUUGACAAUCAUUGUGGCAAGGAUCCGCGCCUUGAGAGCUUACAUGUCAAGUCUAGAGACACACCCCUCUUGAAAAUUCAAAUCCAAAUUUUCCAGCUGUGGAAUCCUCGCUCAACCCACCUGUUAAUCCUGCUAAGCGCACUGAUGUGCCUCAUCCCAACCUUCUCCAGAAUCCACCAAGAGGCCUAUUAUUUUCCACUGCAUGGGGCAGUUGUUCCAAGUCUUAAAAACCGUGAAGAUCAAAGUUUCAACUCAUAUGUUUCCUGUGCAAUUUACAUCUCAUUUUGUGUCGCUUGUCUAAUUUGCAACAUUCUUGCGAUCUAUGUACAUUCGAAAAAUCGGAAAAUGCAGGUGGGCUUGAAUUUUUUUUUAAUUAAAUUAAAUUUUAAAAAAAUAAAAAUAAAUUUCCAGCUCUUCGAAGCGCAACCCAACCUGGCUAGCAAAGUUCAAAAAAAUCUCCUCAUCUAUUCCUGCAUCUUCACCCUUGUCAUCAUCGCGAUGACAAUCUUUCAAUGCCUUCUAGCUCUCUCACUUUCUUCCGAUGCUCGUAAUAUUGUUAUAGUUCUGCUAACUCUAUCUGCCGAUCUGUUUGCCUUGUCAAAUCCAUGGUUAUUAUUAUUUUUGUCAAGCACAUUUCGCGAAAAGUUUUUGAAAACUCGGAGGCUUCCAAGAAUCUUUGCGUCCUCUUCAACGGGGAAACUCAUUGAAAAAUUUAUUAAUUUAUUUUAA
Molecule: messenger RNA, 1817 nt
Organism: Caenorhabditis angaria
Lineage: Eukaryota; Metazoa; Nematoda; Chromadorea; Rhabditida; Rhabditidae
Source: the annotation of a GenBank genome assembly